UAAUCACAAAACAUUGUCAAAGGAGAAUAUACAAUAAUGCUAAAAUCAAAAUGUAACAAUAUAAAACAUAAAAAAUAUAGCUAAGUACGAAGUAUAUUUAAAAAAUGGGGCGUUCCGGGAAUCGAACUCGGGACCUCUCGCACCCGAAGCGAGAAUCAUACCACUAGACCAAACGCCCUUAUUGAUAAUCUUACACAACCUUUCUAGUAAAUUUAAACAAAAAAGGAUAAAUUAGUUAAUUACAUAACCUCCAAUUUUCUGCCAUUUUCGGAUAAAUAAAAAAAAUAAAAAAUGGCAACCACCGCAACACUAACACAAUUCCUCCUCCACCGCCAUAUCUUCCGCCCACUCCGCCUCUCAACCACCGUCCCUUUCUCUCUCCUCCACACUCCUAAACUCUCUUUCUCUCUCUUAAAAACUCAAACUCAACCACUUUCUUCUUCAUUUCCCCUGUUUUGUUCCCUUGAAGAAAACAUAAACAUUAGUAAUUCCGACGAUUUUAAGGAAAAUGAAGCAACCCCAGAACCUAAAAUGGCUAAAAUUAAGGUUGGAGAUUUGCCCAAUUUGACUGUUAAAGAAAAGAAGGAUCUUUGUUCUUAUGCUAAUAGUCUUGGUGAUAAGCUUAAGUCUCAACAAGUGGGUAAAUCUGGUGUUACUGAUAAUGUCGUUUUUGCUUUGUCUGAAACUCUUGAGGCCAAUGAACUUCUCAAGCUUAAGAUACAUAGAACCUGCCCAGUCGAGCUGGAUGAUGUUGUUAAGCAACUAGAACUUGCUACUGGAUCUGUUGUUGUAGGCCAGAUUGGUCGAACAGUCAUAUUGUACCGGCCAAGCCUUACAAAGUUAGAGGUCGAGAAGAAGAAAGAGCGUUCUCGUAAGCUUUUUGCUCAGAAGAGGGAGAGGGCUCAGGCCGCUUUCAUGAAAAGAGAACAAUUUCCAAAACGUCCAGGAGGUCCAGGUCGAGGGCAGUUUGGAUAUCGCAGAUCCGAGAAGGUUGCCUAAUAGCUUACCUGUUUGCUAUUGUUGCUCCAAUUAUUAGCAUCACCUGUCAUAGUGUAGAUCAUUUUUCCCCAAUUUAUGCCACUUCUGUAAAAUUUAUCUAUGAGUAUAAUCUCAAAAUGCUUAUGUGCUUCUUGAAGCUGUUCCCUUUUGUAUUUAUAGAAGAUAAAUCAGUUUAAGCUUUA
Chenopodium quinoa (quinoa) is the source of this 1181-nucleotide messenger RNA. RefSeq lists its product as uncharacterized. Gene Ontology annotation, molecular function: RNA binding. Gene Ontology annotation, cellular component: chloroplast. Lineage: Eukaryota; Viridiplantae; Streptophyta; Magnoliopsida; Caryophyllales; Amaranthaceae. The record is from RefSeq and is a predicted model, not a curated record. Bases 292 to 999 code for a protein of 235 amino acids. The transcript has 3 exons.